UCGGAGCGGAGUUCUAAUUUCGGCUGCCGUUUCUCAAGGUCAACCAACAGCCGCACUUUCAACAGCAGGUUUUCAUUCAGUAUGGACGCUACCCUGUUCUUUUCGCCUACGGCCCCGACUUCCCGGCAUGCUUCGUCGUCGUUGGAGUUGCUCACAGACUGUGGCCUUUGCUCUUUUCUAGACCGUGCUGGAUAUCGCGAAGACCGUCAUCGUUCAUCUCGUCACGAAGACCGCGAGGGCGGACACCGCGACAGAGACCACCGUGGGGGAGACAGGGAUAGCCACAGAGACCGUGAUCGUGACCGCGACCGCUACAGAGGUGACGACAGACGCGACCGCGACCGUCCCCCUCGCCGUGAUCACGAUGAGCAACGUCGUUCUUCCCACAACGAAGAUGAUCGGCGCUCUUACUAUCGCGGCAGAGAUGAAGACCGAGGAUUUUCUGGACGCGGUCGUGAUGAUUUCAGAGGCGAACGUCGCGGGGGCGCUGGGAGUGGGGGUGGUGCUGGGGGUGGAGGAGGUGGUGGAGGCGGGGGUGGUCGACGAGGCAGAGAUGGUUUUGGUACGCCUGAAAGAAGGUCACCCACUCCCGAGGGUGCCAUUCCCUUGUCACAACGUCGCCGGAAAGCGUCAGGAUGGGACGUGCAUGCCCCUGGUUAUGAGCAGUAUUCUGCUCUCCAGGCUAAACAAACAGGUCUCUUCAAUCUCCCUGGUGCAAACCGCACCCAAAUUCCUCCCAUCUUGGGUAUCGCAGGUCUUCCUCCACCAAUGCCUGUUCCAAGCUUCGGAAUGGGCAUUGGUGGCAACCCGAAUCUUUCUCGUCAAUCUCGCAGACUGUAUAUCGGCAGCAUCACGCCUGAAGUAACCGAACAAAAUUUGGCGGACUUCUUCAACGCCAAAAUGGAGGAGAUGAAACUCGGCACGAACGCGUCCGGCAACCCUGUUCUUGCGGUACAAUGCAAUUACGAGAAGAACUAUGCCUUUGUUGAGUUUCGCAGUGCUGAGGAUGCGACAGCAGCCAUGGCCUUUGAUGGUAUCAUUUUCAUCAACGGCCCACUCAAAAUUCGUCGUCCGAAGGAUUAUGGUGGUGACAUGCCCAGUGGCGUUUACGUUCCGGGUGUGGUGUCAACCAACGUCCCAGACACCAUCAACAAGGUGUUCGUUGGCGGUCUUCCUCCUUACCUGAACGAAGAACAAGUCAUGGAGCUCCUCAAGAGCUUCGGAGAGCUCAAGGCUUUCAAUCUUGUGCGCGAGAACGGAACAGGUGCUUCAAAGGGUUUCGCAUUUUUCGAAUACGUCGACACCGAGGUGACGGACGUCGCGAUUCAGAGUCUGAACGGCAUGGAAUUGGGAGACAAACAUCUCAUGGUUCAGCGAGCAGCGGUCGGCGCCAAAUCAGACAUGCCUGGUGACAUUCCCCAAGAGUUCCCGGAGAUCCCUCGACCCAUCAUGCCAGCUGGGGAUGUGUCUGGUGGCGACGCCCGGAUAUUGCUCAUGCUUAACAUGGUCACACCUGAGGACCUUGCCGACGACAAUGACUUCCAGGAUCUUGUCGAAGACAUCAAAUCGGAGUGCGAAAAUUUUGGCGCUGUGGAGGAUCUGCGAAUUCCUCGACCGGCCAAAAAGGAGAAACCAAAAUGGGCGCCAGGAGAACCGCAGAUCAAUGCCCAGGAUGCUGCCCGUGCGGACGAGGCUUCUGGGGUUGGACGUGUCUAUGUCAAAUACUUCCAAGCCGAGGAUGCCAAUCGAGCGAUGAAAGCACUCGCUGGGAGAUCCUUCGCCGGCCGCUCGAUCAUCGCGACUGUCCUCACCGACGACAGUCAGACAUCCCCACCACUCCACAUUAUCUUCGCACCUGAGCCAGAGGCUCCGCCCCCGUUGCCCGCACAGCCGUAG
Mycena citricolor is the source of this 1896-nucleotide messenger RNA. The record is from the annotation of a GenBank genome assembly. Lineage: Eukaryota; Fungi; Basidiomycota; Agaricomycetes; Agaricales; Mycenaceae.